Messenger RNA from Trichoderma harzianum CBS 226.95, 3075 nucleotides. RefSeq lists its product as hypothetical. Gene Ontology annotation, biological process: regulation of transcription by RNA polymerase II. Gene Ontology annotation, molecular function: transcription coregulator activity. The coding region runs from base 1 to 3075 and encodes 1024 amino acids. Gene Ontology annotation, cellular component: core mediator complex; mediator complex. Lineage: Eukaryota; Fungi; Ascomycota; Sordariomycetes; Hypocreales; Hypocreaceae. The transcript has 3 exons. The record is from RefSeq and is a predicted model, not a curated record.
AUGAACAAUCUCCCUGAUGAAAUCGUUCACAUCACUCAGGGCUUCGUUCCGCUCUCCCUCCUUCUAACACGACUCGCUCAGUCUACACACAACAUGUUACAAGACAAGAUCGCCGAGCUGGCCAAACUGCCACUUCCUGCUGCUGCCACGAAUGGGACCACAAACUACACUCAGAGCGCUCCGGAUGAUACUUCAGGCGAAAACCUUCGAAAGAAGGCGAUGUUACUACACUUCACCCAGGAUAUGCAUGCAAAAUGGGUCAAAGCACUUGUUAUUGUGGAAUGGAGCAGGAAGGCUUCCAUGGUCAGCAAACUUAUCGAUCUCAAAUUCCAUCUCGAUCAACAACGAAUCCUUUACGAUACGGCCCUGGAUAGCAUUAUCAAUGUGAGGCGGGACUUGACGUAUGCCCGAAUGCCAAGCCCUGAUCUGAAGACGGCGCUACAAGUUCUUUCCACUGGAACAGCGCCAUGGAUGCCAGACCUUCAAUACAUUGAGCCUCCCCCUUUGACAACAGAGGAGCAGCUGAGGGGCAUUGGUGAUCUGGAUACGUUGCUAUCUCUGCGGCUAAACCUUGAUGAUUUUGACAAAAUUCCGCAUCAGUUCCGAAACUACACGAUUGGAUCAGGCCGGGUCACUUUCAAAGUUGCUGGAGAAUUUGAAGUGGAUUUGACGAUUGCGGACGAAGAUUUCGAGAAGCAGUUUUGGUUCAUCGACUUCAGAUUUGCCUUUCGACCGGCGGCACUAUCACUCCCCGAAUCGUUACGAACACCACUCGAAAACUGCGUAAAUGAGGCACUGGCAAAGGAUGGAUUAACCGGUUGCUAUCAAUUUUUGCACGAAUACGUCUUAACAACCAAGAUUAAUGAGCUGAAGCGCCAAGCAUUGCAGCUGAGCCGGACAUCAUGGACUGGCACGUUGGCAGUGGAACCUCUAAACAGAGCCCUGUCCAUCCAGUACUGGACGUCUCGUUCACCCGCUACUGGUCUGAAAAAUUGGAUCAUCGUAGCGGUAAACAGCGGACGCAAGCAUGGAGGCAGAACAGAUCCAAAGGCAUCGAGUUUCUUGGCAGCAAAGUGGUAUCGCGAUGGUAAAGAAGUCAAAGACGUUGAGAUUAAGGUGAAUACCGAGAAUCUAUCGGCGGAAUCAUUAUUAAAAGACGUCGUUGGACGGCACAUCAAGCACAUCCUGUCAAAUAUUCACUCUGGGCUACUGGCAGCGCCAAGAUUCAAGAAUCGCGAAACCGGCGUGAUACUAAACAUAUCAAAAACCGAUCCGGUGGCAUCCUGCCUAAAUCUGCAAGUAGGGUACGAUGGCACAGUGUCACUCUUAAUCGAGCCAACGAGCGGUGCCUUUGCCAUGAAGCCACAUUCAAAAUUUUCCAUUCAGCCGGAGCUUCAGCUGAACAAUGGCAAAAACCCAACGGAAGACGGAGUCAACUUCUUGGAACACCUGCGAUGCGCAAUUAUAGAAGAUGAAUUGGGUAGAAUGGGAACUGCUAGGGGCUGGUCUGUCCGGAAAGCACCCGUAAACGUUGAUGAGUUGAGGUCGAUUACCAAGAUGCGGAGAUGGAGCCGUACAUUAUGGCUACAACAUGGAGGAUGGGGUUCAACCUGGUUUGUUGGAGUGAUUCUCAGCCUGGAGGGCGACGAAUGGUGGUUGCUCGAGACGGAUUCUACUCAAACGAAUGGUGUCUCCAAAUUCCACACCAAGCUUCCACUUAACAAGGGGACACCUCACAUGUCAGGCAGUUUUUGGGAUAACCUGAAUCUAUUUGCAGGUGGCAUGAUCACUCAAUCAGUCGAUAUGAGAGAGCUACAUCGGCGUAGGGUUAAGUGCCAAUCGAACGGAAGCAUCGAUUUAUCUCUACCUCAACAAGUCAGAAUGCCAUCCAUCGAAGUGGCGCUAUCGGCCAUAUUCCCAACAGUCACGCAAGAAGACGCGGACGAAGUAAAAUCACAGCACCACAGCGCUUUUGGAUUGAACGAAGAUCCGCAGGUACUCGCGUUAUUACGGUUGAAGGCGGGAAUCUCUCCCUCGGCUAGGGAACCGUGGGCGGAAAAUAUGGUUGCAAUCAACUUCAAGGGUGUUCACUCAGAGUCCAGACGUGAAGAGACAAGCGAAGGAAGCUACACAACAACCCAUGAGCUGGUCUGCACCUCAGACGUAGUGAUCAGAGUGCGACGACCAACAAGAUUCUUGGACCUGAAGGGCGUGGUGGAUCGGAAUGUUUCCUACAAUCCUCAGAGGGGCGAAUUCAUCUUACAAGUCCAGCGUCGCGUCACUGAGCCGGUCUUUGACAUCCUCAAGUCGCGGAUCAAGGCAAUUGACAGAUUUGUCAACUUUCUCGAAGCUAUGGAGAACGCUAAGGGCUCAAUCAUUAGCGAAUCGAUCACGUUGAAAGGAGUUGUGUUUUGCUAUAGCUCGCCGCUACCCGCGCCGCCGGAUGGGGAAGCUGCCGCUCCUCCUCCAGCUCGCGAACUAUGGAGAGUGAAGAUGGAUCUAUCCAGCGAAGACAUCGAUAUUCACAUGGAGAAGGAUAAUCCCCAUGUCCGGGUUAUCGAUCUCGCAAGGAAUUUGGCCAGCACCGAAGGUGGCAUCGGCUUACUGAUGGCCUGGCUUCCCAUGUCAUUACACGCCAUGAAGGCUCUUGUCCAGCUGGACGCCCAGUGGACUGAGCUGUUUAAAAAGGGACAGGGCCAGCUGGAUUUUAGCAUGAAAUCCAUGACGUGGAUCAAUCUCAAGUAUAAGGACCUUGCGACAGGUCAACCGGGAGACAAGACCAAGAGGAGCAUUUCCAUAGAUGUCAAAAUGAAGGCCCGCCGUGGUGAAGGGUGGUGGCACGCUUGGCGGUCCACCACCAACGCAGCACCUGAUGAUCUUGACCAGGCUUUGAAAGCUGUGUGGGAAGGCAAAGGGAACAACUGGCUUGGUCUUACCAGUGGUGCAGCAGCCCAGUCUAAUGAGGCUGUCAUGGAUAUGCUGCUUGCGAUUGAUGCUGCGAUUCGAGGAGUUGUACAUGCAUCACCAUCAAUACCACCUGGCGGCGUGAAAGCGGAGGUGAUAACAUUAGACUAA